Messenger RNA from Racocetra persica, 253 nucleotides. The record is from the annotation of a GenBank genome assembly. Lineage: Eukaryota; Fungi; Glomeromycota; Glomeromycetes; Diversisporales; Gigasporaceae.
UAGAAAGAAAUGGGGAGAAAUUAAUGUAAAAAGUGAGUUAGGAAAAGGAAGUAAAUUUUGGUUUACAUGGAAUGUCGAGCUAUUAUCAAUCGCUCUCCCAUUAUUAAAUACACAAUUUGAUCAAAUGAUUGAGGAUGCGAGAAAUGCAAUGCUGAAAUAUUUUAAAAGUAUCAAAGUAGAUGCAUUUGAUACCUUUGAUAAAGGUAUUAGAGCAGCAAAAGAAUAUAAAGAAUUGAAUAAUCAAUCUGACUAG